UCACUAAACCUGAUCUCAGUGGCAUUUCUCUCCAGUCUGCCUGUGAGAAUCAUCUGCAGUGCUGGAUGUUACACACUUCAUCGUCGGUCAGUGAACACGUCACGGGGUUUUUGGGACUACAACAAUGAACAUCUCGGUGGCAUUGUCACAGAUUAAGUUGCAGCCAUGGAGUGCCUCAAAAACUGCUGCAAGAUCCUGACAAAAACAGAGCAGCGGGAGCUGGAGACAGAAGUGAUCAAACUGAAAGUGCCUCCGAACAAGGCGAUCACUGCAGGCGUGGAGUCAGAGAGAGGACAGAGGGGCAUCACGGAGGAUUACCUCAUGUCCAAACUUCCCCCCGAUGGCAAAGAGGUCCCGUUUGUCCUGCCCACCAUCAAGACGUCCUAUGUCCAACCCAGAGGUUCUCGUUAUCCCAAUUUACAGCCGGGGAUGCAGAGUUCAAUGCGGAGCACGUACGCAGAGAGGAAGGCCGAGCUUCUGGGCUCCAGUCACUUCACCUACAGCCCAGAGUCCAAUUUCCACGAGGGUCAGAUGGCUGAGUACAUUUCCCCUGGUUCAGCCCGUCGUGACACAAUGAAGAACAGAAUGUCCAGCCCACUAAACCCAGGCUGGACUCUGCAGCCGGACGGCCAGCAUCGACAGUGCACCUCCAUGUUGGAUCUGUCCAACGCACACAGUCACAUGCAGCAAUUUGACUUGGUCGCCAGCGUCCGCAGCAGCACAUCUUCAGUGAUGGGCUCCACUGACAGCUGUCUAGACUCCAUCACCCUGUCUGGCGAUGAGCGUGAGUGGGGAAAAGUGUGCGUCCGGAUGAGCUACCAGGAUGCUUUGGAGCAGGUGUGGAUCACUCUGGUCCAGUGUUCAGACCUCAAUCUUCCUCUGGAUGGAGCUGAACAACAGAAGGUUGGAUUCAAAGGGAUCAUCACUUUGCCUAAACCCAUACAGUUCAAGAGCUCAGUUAAAGACUACCGCCAGGAAGUGUCCUUCAUGGAGACCUUUGUCUUCGCGCUCCGCCUCCAGGAGCUGCGCUGCAGCGCUUUAGUGCUGCGACUGCAGAUGCACAACCCCAAGAAACGCACAGCGGCCGAGUGUGUCCUCUCCCUGCGGCAACUCGGUCCUCUGGAGACGCUGCACUGGCUCGACCUCAACACUCCAUCCAAAUCCUCUGUGUGCCACGCCGAGCUGCAUCUCACCACCUGCUUCCAGCCAGUUAACGGUCGCAUCCAGCUCCAGAUCAUUGCCGCCCAAAAUCUCCCAGCAUCCUCGUCACCGAUCACUCAAGCGUUUUUCGUCAAGGCGGAGAUGCACCAGAUGGGCCAGGUGCUGAUGAAGAAGAAGACUCGCGUGAUGAAGCCGGCCGGGGGUCAGUGUCAGUGGGUGGAGCUUUUCCACUUCCAACUGGCUGCGUUUGACAACGCCUGCUCGCUGUUAGUGAAACUCUACAGUCGCAGCUCGGUCAGGAGGAAACAGUGUCUUGGACAGGUUCAGCUAGGGUAUGACAGCCCCGUCCCAGAGGCGGUGGAGCAGUGGAAGGACAUGAUGGCUCACCCGGAGAAAAUGGUGACAGCAUGGCACAGGCUGAAUGCUCCAUAAACCCAAACCUCUCCUGACUGGCGUGAGCCCUUCGUACUCACUGAUACACAGUUAACUCUGAUGGACCUGAAGUGUAAACCAGUCCCAUGGUGCUGGGAAUGCCCUGGAAGAGCAGAUGAUUAUUUUAAGAGUAUAAAUCGUUUGGUUUUCAGAAUGAGCCUUUUCUAUCGGGCAGAUUUCACUGUGUUUCUACAGCAGCCUGAAUGUUCAAACCAGCCAGAAUGUGCGUUUUGAAGUGGCAGCUUACUACACAAAUGAAGAACAACAACAUUUUUUUUUUCUGGUAUGUGAAGGCCACCGUAGUUUCACUAAUGUUUACUCACUGGACCCUAAAAAAUAGCACUCAAAUGUUUAUAGUAUGUAUUUUUUUGUAAGUCACAGAUGUAGUUUAUAGAGCUGCUUGUUAGUCAAAGAACUGUCACUUUGUUUCAGCUGCAGCGAGAGUGACCAUAAAACGUACUGUAUUUAAAAACUUCAAGCUGUCACUGUGUAAAUAAAUGUUUAAAGAUCCCUACUGUUAAGAAAACACCAUAAAAAGACCAAGACCUACACAAGGAUUUCUCUUUUACUCUCCAAUCCUCCCUCUGGAUCUCACUCAGUGAUUCCCACGGAAAAUUGAAAUCUGUAAAAAAAAAUGGGUCAUGGGUGUCGUUUACGUUACUAAUAAUAGUCUUUAAGCAAAUAUACAGUAUCCAUGUGUGUGUGAGGGUGCGAUAAUAUACAUUUGGUCUGUCGGUGAGCAUUUCAGGACAGGGUUUGACUUGGAAAAAAAAGGUUCUGGUCUUUUUAUGGGAUUUUCCAUCAAUAAGGAGGACAUAGAAUAUUAACCCUAACUUAACCCUAAUUUUAACUUUUUAGGACCUCACUUUACUGUACAAUACUGCAGCAGAUGUACCAAACCAUAUCUGUAAGCUUUUGAUUAAAAGCACUUUCAUUUUUGUAAAAUGUAAUGUUAAAUGUUAAAGGUUAUAGUGAUUAAACAUAUUUAUAUAUA
This is a messenger RNA of Solea solea (common sole), 2587 nucleotides long. RefSeq names its product tandem C2 domains nuclear protein. The transcript has 13 exons. Gene Ontology annotation, cellular component: nucleus. The record is from RefSeq and is a predicted model, not a curated record. Lineage: Eukaryota; Metazoa; Chordata; Actinopteri; Pleuronectiformes; Soleidae. Bases 166 to 1593 code for a protein of 475 amino acids.